Solenopsis invicta (red fire ant) is the source of this 1360-nucleotide messenger RNA. RefSeq lists its product as uncharacterized. Lineage: Eukaryota; Metazoa; Arthropoda; Insecta; Hymenoptera; Formicidae. The record is from RefSeq and is a predicted model, not a curated record. Bases 522 to 1049 code for a protein of 175 amino acids. The transcript is spliced from 2 exons.
GGCCAUCCCAUUGAAUGGCAUUGAUGGAAAGAAUGCAAUUAUGGAAAGAAGAUCACUCGUUACAGAUAAAGGAGAUACGUCGAUAACACUUCAUUUUGACUCUAUCAGACGUACGGAGCUUCAUAACGUAAUAACGAGUACAGAGAGUAAAACAUGUAAGCAGAGAUUUGAUAAACGAAGACGGUAUGGGCCUUAUGGGUCGUUACCAUACGGUCAUUGUAAUUUAUAAUUAUUUGUUAUAUAAUUGUAUUUUUGAGCUUUUGAAUAAAAUAUCUAUGUAUUAUCAGAAGUUUAUCGAUUUUUCUAAUAUUUACCUGUAUUACAAUAUAAAAGUUUUUAAGUAAAAACAUCAGCCACCAAGCGUUAUUCGUAAAAAUGGAUACACGGUGGAAACACCCUUGGACCUCUAUGAUCUGCGGUCCCACAGGCUGUGGUAAAACCUUUUUUGUGAAAAGAUUUUUUCGGAAUAUGAAUUUUAUGAGUGAUACCAAGUUUGACCGCGUAUUAUUUUACUAUUCAGAAUGGCAGGUUACACCGAAUAUGGUGAUAAUGUCGAAUUUCGUGAAAGUCUACCGCGAAAUGAUGACUACGCUGAUGAUCCACGGCCAAAGCUUAUUGUUAUUGAUGAUCUCAUGCGCGAAGCAUCCGAUAACAGUGUUAUAGAUUUAUUCACGAAAGGGAGUCAUCAUAAAAACCUCAGUGUCAUUUUUAUUACACAAAAUUUAUUUCACCAAGGACGUGGUAUGCGCGAUAUUUCAUUAAAUGCUAAUUAUAUAGUUGCGUUUAAAAACCCAAGAGAUCGGGCCCAAAUACAGCAUUUAGCGCGCCAAGUUUACUCUGAAAAUACACGGUUCUUAUGGGAGGUAUAUAACGAUACAACUACACCAGCACACGGUUAUUUAUUACUUAAUUUAAAGCAAUCCACACCGGAGAGUUGUCGUUUUUGCACCCAUAUAUUUCCUGAUGUUAAGUACCAACAUGUUUAUAUACCACGUAAAAAACUAAAAGAUAGGAGUACCGCACAGGAAAUAUCAAUAAUACGUAUCUAAUAUUUUUACAAAAUUUAUCUGAUAUAUAGAUGUGUUUUUUAAUGUGCUUAAAUACGAUCAUGAAUUCAAAUUUUGUCAGUAGUCAAAAUGUUUUUCAUCUUGGUAGACAAUGACGAUACCAUCGAUGAGUUAACAGUUGAACAAUUACAAUUUAUACCAAAAAUUAUUUUACUACGGGAAUUCGGUAAUCACAUAGAUUAUCUGUGGGAUAAGCUUCCUGAGUAUAUAAAGAAAGAUCCAGAAGUGUGUAGUUAUCGCCGUUGUUUAAAACAUUAUAAUCAAGUGACUCAACAACUGCAUAUUGAUGGCCC